UGUUAGUCUACAUAGCUGGCCAAUGCUAAAUAUGUAGCUAAUAAGUUGCUUAAUGUAUUUCUUUUGCUUAGAUUUAGAUUAGAAAUGUUAUUUCCCAGCACCAAUCAUCACAACGCCAAUAAGUAUUUUAAAAUAUAUUUCACCGCAAAUACUCACAGGCUUAAUUAUUCACUGACAAAAGCCAUGCAUGACAGUAUUGGUAUUCUACUUUGGUUCAUCGCAAUAAUUGCAAAGGCAUUGAGCUAACGUUAACCAAUAAAAUUAAUUUGAAAAGAAGCCCGUAUUUAGUAGCUAGCUAAAGUUAACCAUGUCACAGCCAGUUUGUGUUCGUAUGGGCAGGUACUUGAUGGCGACACCCUUUCUUGAAAACUCAACCGUUUAGUUUUCCCUUUAGCUAGCUAAUAAUUAUCGAGGAACUGUGUUCUGAAACGCCACUUGUUUGUGUGUCAUGCCAGCAAACGUUAGCUAUCAUUGAUGUGUCGGAAAAGCUAGUUGGAAUGGUUAGAACAAAGAUACAGUCGAUCUGUCUUAUACCGAGAGAACGUCAGGAAAAUGAUGAAGGAUACAUUUUAAAGAUUGAUUUCCAGUUAAACAUGCGAAUUAAUUAAAGUUUGCUUGCUAGCCACGCUGGUAUGUACGACUUCCGGUUUCCUAGUCGGAUCUAUUUUGAGUGACAACGAAUGUAAUUUUGGCUACGCCUACCGCUUUUGCGGCGCUCGAGCAUCGUUAACACUAAGUUACGAACAAAGUUAGUUCUAAUUCAGGUGUCAGUGGCGCUAGUUUAUUUAAAUAGCCAUUCAGCUUGAUUUAUAUCGACGUUUAGCUGCAGUUGAAGAGCGCUCCACCGGACAAGAAACAAUUUUCAGCGCCGAGCUGCAAUCCAAAUGGUUCCUCUUAAACGCAGGAAGACAAACUCGAGGUCAGCGGGUAGCGAUGAUAUUGCGGUUUCCAAGUUCCCCAGUGUCAUCAUAUUCCUCCUGGAGCGAAAGAUGGGAGCGAGCCGUAAAACAUUCCUCACUGGACUUGGCAGGAGAAAAGGAUUUCGCGUUGAGGAAUGUUACAGUCAGCUUGUUACUCACGUCGUGUCGGAAAACAACUCCGGGGAGGAGGUGCGGGAUUGGCUGGAGGCUCAGACACCAGGAGGAGGAAGGACGGGAGACUCCGCCCACCUGCUGGACAUCAACUGGUUCACGGAAAGCAUGGCAGCCGGCCACCCGGUGGACAUCCUGGACAGACAUCGGCUGCGGGUAAGGACGGAGCCCAGCCAUGGUGCCAUGGUGCCCACACUGAAAGGAUAUGCGUGUCAGAGGAGAACGCCAUUACAGCACCAUAACGCACUGCUCACAGAUGCUCUCCUGGUCCUGGCAGAGAACGCAGAGUUCUGUGAGGAUGAGGGGCGGAGUGUGGCCUUCCGGAGGGCGGGGGCUGUGCUGAAGGCCCUCCCCCAGGCCGUGCAUAAGAUGGAGGACCUCCAGGGCGUACCUUGUCUUGGGGGGCAUUCCCAGAGAGUCAUUAAGGAGAUCCUGGAAGAUGGCACAUCGAGGGAGGUGGAGAUGGUGCUGCAGUCCGAGCAGUACCAGGCGAUGAAGGCACUGACUAAUAUUUUUGGUGUGGGGGUAAAGACUGCGGACCGCUGGUUUCGGGAGGGUCUGCGGCUCCCCUCUGAUGCGCUGAACUCCGGGCACAAGCUUAACCAUGCCCAGCAAGCAGGCCUACAGUAUUAUGAUGACCUCAACACGCCCGUCACCAAGGCAGAGGCAGACUCCAUUGGUCAGAUUGUGGAAGAGGCGGUUCAGGCGGUGUUGCCGGGGGCAGAAAUAACUCUGACAGGGGGUUUCAGGAGGGGCAAGCCCACCGGACACGACGUGGACUUCCUCAUCACUCACCCAGAGGAGGGCAAGGAGGAGGGCUUGAUGCCAAAAGUGGUCAGCUGGCUGGAGGCUCGGGGUUUACUGCUGUACCAGAAAACCAACAUAAACUCCUACCUGGAGGCCACGGACGGGCCCGCCCGACCCCCUCACAACAUGGACCGCUUUGAGAGGUGCUUCUCCAUCUUCAGACUGGAGCGGCCCCAGGCUAGCCCCGAGCAGCACCCCCAGGCCGUCGGCGAGGAGCAGCCCCAGGAACGCGGCUCUCCUCUGGGCCGGCGAGCAAGCGAGUCCCCGGGCUGGAAGGCCGUGAGGGUGGACCUGGUGGUCUCGCCCGUCAGUCAGUUCGCCUUCGCUCUGCUGGGCUGGACCGGGUCGCAGCUCUUUGAGAGGGACCUCAGACGUUGGGCGGGACAGGAGAAGCGCAUGUCUCUCAGUAGCCACGCUCUGUAUGACAGCACACAGAACCGAUACCUGCGGCCCUGCUCAGAGGAGGAGAUCUUCGCUCUCGUGGGCCUGGAGUUCAUCCCUCCAUCUGAGAGGAAUGCCUGACCCAGCCACACACACUGGAGGAAGAACUUUCAUUCACUUUAACUUGGGUUUAUGUUUACACUCUAUAUAUUUAUGUGUGUGUGUGUGUGUGUGUGUGUGUGUGUACACAGAACCUGGCUUUGCACUGGAGAUUAAGAGUAACUUUAUUAUUGUUUUUAUCUGCAGGGGAUAUUGGAAGUCAUUUAAUGGACCAUGAAAUUAAUUACUGACUUGAAUAGUUUUUAAUAUUAAAUCUAGGGGAAACAGUGAAUGCAAAAACAGUGUGUCAGUACUUUACAUUUAGCUCAUGCGCCCACUCCUAGUCUAACGUGCCGAAAGCAUGUUAGGUCCGUGCAAUCCUUCCUGUACUCAAUUUUAACAGUGCCUUUUUAGAAAUUCUAAUUACUGUAAAGGAAUGACUUGUCACAGUAAAAUGUAAAAAUAAAUAUGUAUUUUUCA
Molecule: messenger RNA, 2858 nt
Organism: Conger conger (European conger)
Lineage: Eukaryota; Metazoa; Chordata; Actinopteri; Anguilliformes; Congridae
Gene: polm
Product: polymerase (DNA directed), mu
Exons: 11
Coding region: 885-2420 (511 amino acids)
Biological process (GO): double-strand break repair via nonhomologous end joining
Cellular component (GO): nucleus
Molecular function (GO): DNA binding; DNA-directed DNA polymerase activity
Source: RefSeq, a predicted model, not a curated record